AAUGGAGGUUCUACUGCCUGCAGCCAUGGCUGCACCAGGGUGUGCUUCGGGUGGAUGGCUGUGAGACAUCAGAGAGCGAGGAGAGUGCAGGUGUCCAUCGAAAGCCCUGCAACGUAAGGCAUUUCGUUCAUCACCCUUCCAGCCCUGAAACAGCCUGGUGCUCCGUGGCUGCUCUGAGCAGUGACCGCUCUUGCCCGGGCCCUCCUGGGCAGUGGCCCUUCUCCCUGAGUGUUCUAAGAGCCGACGCAUCUAGGCUGGAUGGAAUUUAGUAUCAAAAAAAGUUCUCUUUCUGUGCAAAAAGUUGUAAAGUGCAUAAAGAUGAAGCAGGCACCAGAAAUCCUUGGCAAUACAAAUGGAAAGACUCAGAACUGUGAAAUGAAUCGCGACUGUUCUGUAUUCCUCAGCAAAGCUCAGCUUUCUAACAGCCUACAGGAGGGGGUCAUGCAGAAGUUUAAUGGCCACGAUGCACUUCCCUUUAUUCCAGCAGAGAAGUUGAAGGAUCUUACUUCCUGUGUGUUCAAUGGAGAACCUGGUGCUCCCGAUGCCAAAUUGUGUUUUGAGUCCCAGGAAGGAAAAGGAAUUGGGACACCGCCCAACACUACCCCUAUCAAAAAUGGCUCUCCAGAAAUCAAGCUGAAAAUCACCAAAACAUACAUGAAUGGGAAACCUCUCUUUGAAUCUUCUAUCUGUGGUGACAGUGCUGCUGAUGUGUCUCAGUCAGAAGAAGAUGGGCCGAAGUCGGAGAGCAAGGUGCGGAGGAGCAGGAAAAGGAGCAUAAAGUACGACUCCUUGCUGGAGCAGGGCCUUGUGGAAGCAGCUCUGGUGUCCAAGAUCUCGAGUCCUGCAGAUAAAAAGAUUCCAGUUAAGAAAGAGUCCUGCCCAAACACUGGCAGAGACAAAGACCACCUGUUGAAAUACAGCGUGGGUGACUUGGUGUGGUCCAAAGUGUCGGGUUACCCUUGGUGGCCUUGCAUGGUUUCUGCCGAUCCACUCCUUCACAACCACACCAAACUUAAAGGUCAGAAAAAGAGUGCACGCCAGUAUCACGUCCAGUUCUUUGGUGAUGCCCCAGAAAGAGCAUGGAUAUUUGAGAAGAGCCUUGUGGCUUUUGAAGGAGAAGGCCAGUUUGAGAAGUUAUGCCAGGAAAGUGCCAGGCAGGCACCCACGAAAGCUGAGAAAAUCAAGCUGUUGAAACCUAUUUCAGGGAAACUGAGGGCUCAGUGGGAGAUGGGCAUCAUUCAGGCGGAGGAAGCUGCCAGCCUGUCUGUGGAAGAGCGGAAAGCCAAGUUCACCUUCCUCUAUGUGGGGGACCAGCUGCACCUCAACCCCCAGGUAGCCAAGGAGGCCGGCAUUGCUGCUGAGGGCUCUGGAGAAGUGGUGGAGCCUGCCGGGGUUGGGGAAGCAGCUGCUGCAGACCCUCAGGCUGCUCAGGAGGAGGGCAUUCCCAUGAAGAGGAGGCGGAGAGCCAAGCGGUCUAGCUCUGUCGAGAACCACGAGAGUGAUGCCUGCGUGGAGAAGAGCACUCCACAAAAGCCCACCGAGGCCGAGCCCAAAAGAGGAGUCGGGUCUCCCCCUGGGAGGAAGAAGGCAGCAGCCUCCACUCCAAGGAGCCGGAAGGGAGGUGCGGCGUCUCAGUUUUUGGUCUUCUGUCAAAAGCACCGGGAUGAGGUUGUUGCUGAGCACCCAGAUGCAUCAGGCGAGGAGAUUGAAGAACUGCUGGGAUCCCAGUGGAAUAUGCUCAAUGAAAAACAGAAAGCUCGCUAUAACACCAAGUUUGCCCUUGUGACCUCAGCCCCAUCUGAAGAAGAUCCCGGUAAUGUAAAUGGGAAAAAAAGAAAUCAUACAAAGAGGACAGAGGACCCUCCAGAAGAUGUUGACAUCGAGGAUGCACCUAGAAAGAGACUCAGGACCGACAAGCAUGGUCUUCGGAAGAGAGAGACAAGCACUGACAAGAUGGCCAGGACAAGCUCUUACAAGGCCACGGAGGCGGCUGCCUCACUCAAGAGCCAGGCAGCAACAAAAAAUCUGUCUGAUGCGUGCAAACCACUGAAGAAGCGAAAUCGGGCUUCUGCAGCAGCGUCUUCCACUCUUGGGUUUAGCAAAAGUUCAUCUCCUUCUGCAUCCUUAACUGAGAAUGAGCUUUUAUGGGAGCCCACAUCAGUCAAGUUGGACUUGAACCCAGCUGCCCUGUACUGCACUUAGAGUGAUGUAAUGUCCCAAGAUGUCUGCGGCAGGUGGCGCAUCAUCGUACACACUAAGUGACAUUUCUAUCACAAUCAUUUUAUGGAAGAUGUGUGAUAAUCUGUUUUUACUGGUAUUAAUAAACACAUACAAUGAAGAAAACAGAUAACAAAUUUUAAGACCAAGGUAAGAUACCUAAUCAAGGCCAUUUAAUCAAUCACAUUCAUCUCAUGAUAGAAACACAUUCAUAUUCCAGUGACCAAUGUAGGUUUCAAGUCGAGGAGGAGGCUGUUCGAUGGGGACUGUCCUGUUGCUGAGACAGGGUGCCCGUUGAAGGGGCCAUCCUGUUAGAGGUCCUUUUUCCCUCUAGUUCAUAACUUAACUGAAUUUUUAUGGAGAAAUGUCAGCAUCUGUUCCUUCAGAAACAAAGAGCAAACAGCACACAUUAAGAGGCCCUUGUCAGCUGUUCUCAUUGCCAGUGAAAUGUAUUCAUUACUGUAGAUAUUAAACUAAUUUCCAACAUAAAAGGCAAGAGGAGUUUUGAUUCUGUCCUUUUUUACUAAGCAGUUUUACUAUAACACUAGACACAGUAAAUUUUUAGGAAAAUAUGCCAUUUCCAGGAAAGUAUCAUUGUGAACCAUUCACCUCUCAACUCAGUGACUGAGCUCUAGGGGGCACCACAACCAGGUUACUUAUGCCAGCCACUUCACCUGGCUUUCAUAGAGCAUCAGCAUCCCUGUAAUGUCGUGGUCUUGGGUGCCAGCUGGGGCUCAAGCCCACAGUCCACCUGUGUCAUGGGAGGAAAGGCCCCAUUUGCGCUCAGCCCGAAAGGCAGAGCUCACGCUGCUCAUGGGCAGUGUGGACGGCACCCAGGCCGUUCCCAGCAGACUUCCGGUGUGUCCGACCUGUAAUGAAAGUUCUGACUGAUUCUUCUGUUCCAAACCAUUAAGUAAUGUAACGCAUGUAAAACGCUUAGGGUGCCUGGCGCCUUGCGAGGACUCAGUGGUUUGCUGUUGUGACAGUAAUGGUUAUAACAAUAAAAAAAUAAAAUUGCCAUCAUUCCAUUUUUAUCCAAAAGUAUAACUUUUACUUUGGCGUGAGAAGUGACCUUGAUUGCAUCAUGCACGUGGGGAUAAAGUAAAUCCAGCAGUGGCAGAACCCUGGGUCUGUUAGUGUGACACGGUCCAGUGCUGGACAUGUGGCUGUGGGUUGGCGGAUGCCCCAUGGCCCUGGUCAGAUAUAGUGGGAGAUGUGGCCCCGUGGCCUAGGAGCAGUCUAGAUUGUACUAUCCCAAAAGGACCCAAAAGAACUCAGGUAAAUUUCAUCUCAAGAAUGAUUGCUAAAUUUAAAAAAAUAUGACCAAAAGGAUGGUAUAAAAAAUGGCCCUGGUUCAAUAAAUGAUCACCUGAAGUAAAGAUGCCAGCCUGCAAGUCUCUGGGCCAGAAUUGAGGGGUUUUGUUAGCGUGUGAUGAAUUUGAGGUGUGGCAGCCGCCAGCGUUGGGAGGCAGCGAGGGAAGAGGAGGUGAGGUCUCGGGCCGAGGGGUGCCUGUUGUGCAGCAGAGUCAGCCUGAGUUGGGUGCAGAGAGUGAGUGAGAAGAUGAGGAUGGGAAUGUGCAGUGUCCCUCUGAGGACAUUGGGAAGGUGGCCAGCUGGGUGGGGCGGGGAUACUCGGUGUUCCUCAGUGAGGGGACAGUCCCACAUGUGGUGGAGCUGUCCUGCUCCGAAGGCCAAGGGCCGGGGAUUUAGCUCAGUGGUUCUGCUGCCUGCCGCACAAGCGCAAGGACCUGAGUUCAAUCCCCAGUACCAAAAACAUAUAGUGAUGCUCCAAAGGCCAGUCCUGGUGCCGCUGAGGAGGAGCUGAGAUCCCGAAGGGUCAGCUCUUUCUUGACCUCUGAGGAGCACAGUGCAAAGGGGCUGCUCAGAAGGGCUUUGGAAGGAGCAGUAGCUUCUUUGCCAGGAGAACAAAUAUUCAUUAUGUUAUAAAUUUAACAUGAAAUUCCUGCAUUUCCUAAAACAACGCAGCACAAGAUAUGUUUAGCCUUCAGGUGUUUGAGCUGUCCCUUUUAAGAUGAGUUUUGCUCGUGUCAUACAUAAAUCACUUUCAUGAUCCCAUUUGACUUGCUUCAAACCAUCAUUCAUGUACUUUGUUUGCCUGGCAAGAGGCAUUAACUGUCUUGUAUAAAAUUUGAGGCAUUUGAGAGGGGUAGACGUGUCUGAAUGUAUGACUGUCUCGGUUGUAGCUGUUCUAAAAGUGCAGGUCAAGCCCUGCUUUGUCCCAGAGCAGUGCUCAGUGAGUGUGUGUGCUGGGAUAGAGGCCUGAGAGGUACAGGCCAUGGGAUCCUUAAGAUCCCUCCAGAGCUGAACCUGCUCAAGUGGACUUCCGCCUCCUGAUGGCCUUUCCUCAGAGCCAGUGAAGGGCUCUAUGUCCUCCUUUAGGCACAAGGCCUUGAGGGGUUGUAGUGGCCUCUCAGGGCUCUCCUUAGUUCUCAUUGAAAAGUAUUACUCCGGUGUUUUUAAGAGGCUGCUCCUAAACACCAACCAGAAACCUAACCAAAGUUCCACAACUAUGAAGCAGAGUUUAUAGGACCGAGGGCAGAGGGCCUGUGCCACACAGGAGGGAGCCCCAGCCCUCCCCUCUGAGGGACAGCCUGCUCCUGCAUGGGGAGGAGGGAAGGCUUCCUGGAGUGUAGCCUUGGGAGUGUCUGACGCCGCUUCGUGCAGAAGCACAGGAGACUUUGGUUGGGGCUGUCUGGGGUUGGAAGUGAGAUGAGGGGAGGGCUGUUUGCUUCAUGGUGGGACACACUGGAGGAGAGGCAGGAAAAUGGAGCAGGGCCUAAACUGUCAGCGGCAGCCUUGCCAUUCUCAUGGUCGCUUAGCUUAGGGUUUGAAUCCAGAGUCUGGGAGUGGCUGGACAGUGGUGAGUGAGCCUGGUGCCUGCUAAAGGUCUAUCACAGAAACACCCUGAAAAGAAGAAAAAUUCAGGCUAUAAGUUAGUAUCUUGUUCCUGAAACACACAAGAAAAAUGUUGUCCACAUGUAUGUGUACGAUGAAAGGGCGUGUGAGGUGGGACCAGGUUGUGACGCCGUCUGUGCCCAGGCCUGGCGGGACCCCAUUCCCUCAGGCUUCCUGAGCAGGGGCGCAGCCAGGGUGAGCCAUCAUGAGAUGCCCACAUGGCUCCCUGCACCCUGGGGUGCCUGUCUGAUAGCGCAGGUGAGAAACAAGGCCACUAGGACUUUGCAGGCGUGUUCACUCUGAGUCGUCAGUCCUGAAGAGACUGCUUCUCACACAGCCAGCACUUUGCGGUUGCCGGGCCAGGGCGGCUUCUUCCGCCUGGCAGGCAGGCUUCUGUGUGGGCAGCAGGGGCAGCUCUUUGGACUCAGUGUGAAGUGUGGGGCAUUGUAUGCUUUUACAGUCAGUAGUUUUGUCACCUCAGUUUUUGAAAAUUGAACAAGAAGUAAUUGGCUGGGGACUGCUGUUUAUCUUUAACACUGCAGUCUUUAGCUGGAGGAGCAGCAGCACUGCCAUCACAUCAGAAAGGCUUUUCCGACCUGCUUUCAAAGCUGUGGCUGCUUCCUACUGACUCCUAAAGUUUUUUCCUCCUCCUUUGAAGAAAUUUUGAAGAAAUACACUAACUCUCCCGUAUGUUGUAGGACUUUUGGUAAAUGCAGUGGACUUUGGUCCCCUUAGGUACUGUCUUCAUUGUUUUGCCUAGGCAAUUAGAAAUGUCACUAAUUUGCUUGCCAGUGAUGAGAAAUGGACUGUGCUUAGUACAGAAAAGGGUGUGUGUAUGUUCCUCGUUCCGGUCCAGGGAGGGGGAGGGACACGCUCUCCAUGGGACGUUUUUACCAGUAAGGACACCCCCCCACCAGGCCCCACCUGUCACUCUCUGGCCUUGUGCUGGACCCAACACGGGCCGUCUUUCUAACGUACAUGUGGUUGCCAGACUUUGGGCACAUAACUCCUUGCCAGUAUUCUGAAGCAUGCUAAUGGCCGGGGACAGUCUGUGAGCAGUGAUGGAUGGGGCGGGUCCUGGCCUGACCUGGCCAUGGGGUAUUGAUCAGCAGCAUGAGAGGAAGCCACCCUGCGGUGGUCCCAUAUGUCCCCAAGCUCUCUAUCUCCGGGCAGUGCGUACAGGCCCCUCGGCAGGGGAUGCACUGCCCAGGACACAGCUGGGACCCAGGUGGGUUGGUAGACACUUUAGAGACUUGCUUUACCUUUAACAAGGGCAGCCGGGAGCUGAGAGCAGCAGCCACAUGGCCGGCUCUGGCUGCAACUGCCUGGUCCUUGCUGCCUUCUCAGGCGGCCUGACUGCACGGAAGCUGGCUGAGACCAGAAGAGGAAGUGCAGCCCGUGGCAUCCUGUGGACUCAGGGACUCACCCCCACCUAAGCUAGCAUCCAGGGCAGCAGGGAGGGCUCUGUGCUGUGUGACCUGGAAGGGUUGUUUAUAAUAAAGGUUAUUUCAAAUUCUAGCAUUUUAGCUGAUGACUUACUCUAAAAUUAUUUUAAUUCCACUCUAACAUUUCACUGUGAUGUUAACUUGGAAGACCUGUUUGAGAGUAGUCUUUUGAUUUUAAACUCAUUAAGUCUGCUGAGCACAGGAUUCUUAUUAUUUGUAAAUCUAAAACUCUCUGUGAAAAGUACGUCUAGUAACCAGUUCUUCCUUUAUAAAAACAUAACUUACACAUGCAAAGAAUGUCGGUUUAUAGAAAUAUUUAUUGUUCAAGGUCUGUAAUUGUGUUUCAAAAAUGAUGUAGUGUUUAACUUGUGAAGGGAUUUGUUUUGUCAAAAAUUAAAAACUCACUGUGUAUAGAGCACACGGCAGGGCAUGCAGGCGGCCUGCUGGCACCCUGAGUCUUCCGACGGCCAUGCUGCCCCAGCAGUUGGUUGCAGUGUGCUCAGGGUCACAUCAUGUUGGAUAAUGCCAUUUUGAGAGUCCCUGCCCCCAAAGGAAUGUGUUCUGAGGCUUGUAGGUAGCUUGGUACUGUCACAUGCUGAGGAGAGAGCAGGGAAAGUAUUUUAAGAAAACUGGCAAAGUCAGGAACUGAGCUGCUUGGAGACGUGGGUCGCCAGUGUGGCCCUGGCAGGUGGGAAGUGACAGGAAAGUUGUGGGCAGAGUCUGUGUCUGUUCUGUCACCACACUUUCCUUUCCCCACACACCCUGUUGGAUGUGGAAUAGAGCGUAGAUAGUGGAGGCCGAGCCCUGGGCCUGCUGGGACCACACCGGGACCGUGUCACUUCCACAGUGGCAUCUCUGAGUGAGUCCCAGCACCCAGUGUGUGUGGAGGAGGAGCCAUGGCUGGAGUGAGGCUCUGGUGGGUUGCCAAGGUGCACCCAGGGGCCCUCCGACCUGGUUAGGGGUCUGUCCAGUGGCUCGGGAGGGCUGCGGGGCGAGAGGGGCCUGUGCACUGUGUCAUGGACUGUGAUAUUGUAAGGUCUGUAUUCUGUAUGUGGAUCUCAGACCCCAACCAGGAAACAAGCCUCAUGUGUGUCGUUACAUUUAUAUUUCCAUUCAAAGUAUGUAUUCCGUGUUUUAUUUUCUCAAAACAGACUUUGUUAAUUUAGGAAAUAUCUCCAAGUGGAAACGUGCUAACUUUCUGUAAAUCUUAAAUAAAAGGUGCUGUUCCUUCCUCUGA
Heterocephalus glaber (naked mole-rat) is the source of this 7815-nucleotide messenger RNA. RefSeq names its product nuclear receptor binding SET domain protein 2 (gene Nsd2). Gene Ontology annotation, molecular function: histone methyltransferase activity. Gene Ontology annotation, cellular component: nucleus. NCBI's taxonomy places the organism in Eukaryota, Metazoa, Chordata, Mammalia, Rodentia, Bathyergidae. The record is from RefSeq and is a predicted model, not a curated record.